AUGGGAACGUUCACGUUACCUUACUUCAUACGAACAGCAAUUUGGGAUAAAAAAGGCUACUGGAUCGCGUUCUUCCCUCUCGCAUAUAUCGGUCGCUGCUGGGAAAAUGCUGGCUACGCGAAAGUAGAAAUGAUGAAGGGUCGUUCAAAGAUGUAUGCCGACAGGAUUCGAUCCCUUCCAAAAAAUGCAGAUCCAUGGAAGUACUAG
Messenger RNA from Haemonchus placei, 207 nucleotides. Lineage: Eukaryota; Metazoa; Nematoda; Chromadorea; Rhabditida; Trichostrongylidae. The record is from the annotation of a GenBank genome assembly.